Pteronotus mesoamericanus is the source of this 4172-nucleotide messenger RNA. It is a transcript of the gene PCSK6, whose product is annotated as proprotein convertase subtilisin/kexin type 6. NCBI's taxonomy places the organism in Eukaryota, Metazoa, Chordata, Mammalia, Chiroptera, Mormoopidae. The record is from RefSeq and is a predicted model, not a curated record. Bases 1 to 2889 code for a protein of 962 amino acids. Gene Ontology annotation, molecular function: serine-type endopeptidase activity. Gene Ontology annotation, biological process: peptide hormone processing. The transcript is spliced from 22 exons. Gene Ontology annotation, cellular component: cell surface; membrane.
AUGCCUCCGCGCGCGCCGCCUGCGCCCGGGCCCCGGCCGCCGCCCCGGGCCCCCGCCGCCGCCGAGGACGCGGGGGGCCCCCGCCGGCCCGGGCUCCGACCGCUGGCGCCGCGCCCCUGGCGCUGGCUGCUGCUGCUGCUGCUCGCGCUGCCCGCCGCCUGCCCCGCGCUGCCGCCGCGCCCCGUCUACACCAACCACUGGGCAGUGCAAGUGCUGGGCGGCCCGGCCGAGGCGGACCGCGUGGCCGCGGCGCACGGCUACCUCAACUUGGGCCAGAUUGGAAACCUGGAGAAUUACUACCACUUUUAUCAUAGCAAGACCUUUAAAAGAUCGACCUUGAGUAGCAGAGGUGUCCACACAUUCCUUAGAAUGGACCCCCAGGUGAAAUGGCUCCAACAACAGGAAGUUAAACGCAGGGUGAAGAGACAGGUGCGAAGUGACCCCCAGGCCUUUUAUUUCGAUGACCCCAUUUGGCCCAACAUGUGGUACCUGCACUGCAAGGAGAAGAACAGUCGCUGCCGCGCGGAAAUGAACGUCCUGGCAGCGUGGAAGCGAGGCUACACGGGGAAGAACGUGGUGGUCACCAUCCUGGAUGAUGGCAUAGAGAGGAACCAUCCCGACCUGGCCCCCAAUUACGAUUCCUACGCCAGUUACGACAUCAACGGAAAUGAUUUCGACCCCUCUCCACGAUACGACGCCAGCAAUGAAAACAAGCACGGUACACGUUGCGCAGGGGAAGUCGCCGCCUAUGCCAACAACUCCUGCUGCAUCGUGGGCAUAGCGUACAACGCAAAGAUAGGAGGCAUCCGCAUGCUGGACGGGGACGUGACCGACAUGGUGGAGGCCAAGUCGCUGGGCAUCCGGCCCAACUACAUCGACAUCUACAGCGCGAGCUGGGGGCCGGACGACGACGGGAAGACGGUGGACGGGCCCGGCCGGCUGGCGAAGCAGGCCUUCGAGUACGGCAUUAAAAAGGGCCGGCAGGGCUUGGGCUCCAUCUUCGUCUGGGCGUCAGGGAACGGCGGCCGAGAGGGCGACUACUGCUCGUGCGACGGCUACACCAACAGCAUCUACACCAUCUCCGUGAGCAGCACCACCGAGAACGGCUAUAAGCCGUGGUACCUGGAGGAGUGCGCGUCCACUCUGGCCACCACCUACAGCAGCGGGGCGUUCUACGAGCGGAAAAUCGUCACCACGGACCUGCGUCAGCGCUGCACCGAUGGCCACACGGGGACCUCGGUCUCCGCCCCCAUGGUGGCCGGGAUCAUCGCCUUGGCUUUAGAAGCAAACAACCAGCUAACCUGGAGGGACGUGCAGCACCUGCUGGUGAAGACAUCCAGGCCCGCCCACCUGAAAGCGAAUGACUGGAAAGUCAACGGUGCUGGGCAUAAAGUUAGCCAUCUGUACGGGUUCGGCUUGGUGGACGCAGAAGCUCUAGUCAUGGAGGCCAAGAAGUGGACGGCGGUGCCCUCUCAGCACACGUGCGUCGCCGUCACCGACAAGAGGCCCAGGAGCAUCCCUGUGGUGCAGACGCUGCGGACCACCGCCCUGACCACCGCCUGUGCGGACCACUCCGACCAGCGCGUGGGCUACCUGGAGCACGUGGUGGCCCGCAUCUCCAUCUCUCACCCGCGCCGAGGAGACCUCCAGAUCUACCUGAUUUCUCCCUCGGGAACCAAGUCCCAACUUUUGGGAAAGAGGUUGCUGGACCAUUCCAACGAAGGGUUUUCGAACUGGGAGUUCAUGACCGUGCACUGCUGGGGAGAGAAGGCGGAGGGGGAAUGGACCUUGGAAAUCCAAGACAUGCCGUCCCAGGUCCGCAACCCGGAGAAGCAAGGGAAGCUGAAAGAAUGGAGCCUCAUCCUGUACGGCACGGCGGAGCACCCGUACAACACGUUCACUUCCCAUCAGUCGCGCUCCCGGAUGCUGGAGCUGUCCACCCCGGAGCUGGGGCCACCCAAGGCCGCUCUGUCACCGUCCCAGGCUGAAGCUCCCGAGGAAGAAGAGGACUACACAGCUCCCUCCUCCCACGGCUCUCCUAAUAUUUUACAGAACAGUGUGUGCCAUCCGGAGUGUGGGGACAAGGGCUGUGACGGCCCCAAUGCAGACCAGUGCCUGAACUGUGUCCACUUCAGCCUGGGGAGCGCCAAGACCAGCAGGAAGUGUGUGAGCGAGUGCCCCUUGGGCUACUUUGGGGACACAGCAGCGAGACGCUGUCGCAGGUGCCACCGGGGGUGUGAGACCUGCAGGGGCAAGAGCCCGCUCCAGUGCUUGUCCUGCCGCCGCGGGUUCUACCACCACCAGGAGUUGAAGGCGUGCAUGGCCCACUGCCCGGCUGGGUUUUACGCCAACGACAGUCAGAAAGCUUGCCUGAAGUGCCCCGCGAACUGUAAAAAGUGCGCUGAUGAACCAGAGAAAUGUACCGUCUGUAAAGAAGGAUUCAGGCUUGCGCGGGGCAGCUGCAUUCCAGCCUGCGAACCGGGCACCUACUUGGAUUCCGAGCUGAUCAAGUGUGGGGACUGCCACCCCACCUGCAAGACCUGCGUGGGACCCGGCGGAGAAGAAUGUGUUGACUGUGCCGCAAACUUCCACUUCCAAGACUCGAAAUGCGUGCCAGCCUGUGGCGAGGGUUACUAUCCGGAGGAGAUGCCGGGUUUGUCCCACAAAGUGUGCCAGAGGUGCGACGAGAACUGCCUGAGUUGUGAGGGAUCCAGCAGGAACUGCAGCCGGUGUAGGACGGGCUUCACGCAGCUGGGAACCUCGUGCAUCACCAACCGCACCUGCAGCAAUGCUGACGAGAUGUUCUGCGAGAUGGUGAAGUCCAACCGGCUCUGCGAACGGAAGCUCUUCAUUCAGUUCUGCUGCCGCACGUGCCUCCUGGCCGGGUAGGGGCGCCGGGCCGCCCGCGGAGGGCAGGGCUGCUCCCGUCCAUCCACCUGUCCGUCCACCUGUCUCCAGACUGGGGGCCGGAGCCUGUUUCCGGGGCAGCGCCCUGCCUCCGACAGCUUUAUCUCCCCAGGAGCAACGUCCUUUGGGCGCAUCUCUGGGCCCCCGGAGCAGGUGGGGGCGGGGCCUGCCGGGCCGUUCCUAGCCCAGGGCUGUCCUCCCCGACUCCGCUUGCUGGCUGCGUCCUUCCCGCCACCUCCAAACGGGACCGCGCGACUCCUAGAAGUCUACGGCUCCAGCUGCUGGGACCAUACGUUUACCGAAUCUUCAAGACCAAAGCAGGAAGCCACCCCACAUCCUCUUUCCCUGGGCUUUUCCAGCAGCUCCACAGUCAGCCUCAGCCACCGGCUGCAGCGUGCAGAACCUGGCUGUCCCCAUGCGCAAUAGGCAGGGCCGAGCCUCACACCUGCCCCCCCGACGGCCACAGAGCAGCUCGGGGGACAGUUUGGUCAGGCUGAAAUAAGGCUGACCACUGGGCAUGGAGCACCUAUGUCUACAUAAGUCAGCGACUCCUGAAAUGGCUGCGAUCGCUGAGAAAGUCAGAUGCCAAGCCCCGGCGGUGAAGAGUCUUCCUUCCCAGGAGCACUCUCCUUUGCGGGAGCUACGCGCCCCUUGUCACCACCUUCAGUCUGUGUCACCAGGAGUCUCGUGGCCCGAAUGCCCAACUCCGCGUUGGCUCAGAGCCUUCUGAGGAGGGUCCCCAGGAGGUGUGCCAGGGGCCAGCGCAAAGGUGCCCCAGGGACCAAGCAAUUCCUCGGACUAAGACGUAAGCCCAGCCCGGGAGUUGUUAGCCUAUCACGUCCCGUUUGUGGAAUUGCUGUUAAAAUCCAUUCGGCCUCCGCUGCUGGGGAGAUCUGCUCUCGAGGCGGAUAUACCUGUGUCUCUGUACUAGGAGCCUCACGGCACGGUUGGCUCUCUUUCUGCCAAACCUGUGUAGGCCUUUUAUAAGCUACAUGUUCUGAUUUUUACCGAUGUUAAUUAUUUUGACAAAUAUUUCAUAUAUUUUCAUUGAAAUGCACAGAUCCGCUUGAUUGACUCCCCGUCAUGUGGGAGCAACAUUUGCCUUAAAUUUUUCCGAGCUUGUCCUCCUCCAUUUUGUCCCGCUUCCCCUCCGACUGGGGCAACCCCGCAGGUAUUGAUUGAACCCACGACUCCAAAGGAGAGAUCCGCAAAGCAAACACAGUGUUAACCCUAAAUUAAUAAAAGAAUUAACGUCCCACAGCGAA